GCAUGCGUUAAGAGAAUGUAAACAGGAACUGAAAUGGCAGCCCAUAGAGCGAGGCUUCAAGAAUUUGAGGAUACGUUGAAAUCAGAUUCUAUCGACAGAAAACGACUAGGAAGACUUUGUUUCAAUGGAUGUCCUUUUGAAAAUGGAUACAGAUCAGUAUGCUGGAAAUUAAUGCUGAACUACCUUCCAAAAAACAAAUCUCAAUGGAAAGAAGUGCUGUCUAAGCAAAGAGAGCUGUACAACCAUUUUGUGGAUGAAAUGAUAGUAAAGCCUGGUGCAGAAUCCUCGUCUGGUGCCCAUGCAGAUGAUCAUCCACUAAAUCCUAACCCCAACAGUAACUGGGGCACUUACUUCAAAGACAAUGAAAUGUUGCUACAGAUAGACAAAGAUUGUCGGCGACUUUGUCCUGACCUCUUUUUCUUCCAACGAGCAACAGAUUUCCCAUGUAAGGAGAUAAUUAAUGCAGCCUCUGGUGUUGAGACACUUAGAAAGCGUGUGGAGCAGUGUGUUCUUCACUCUGAAACUAUCAAGGUUGACAGGCAAGGAAAGGCAAACAUGAUAGUGAGUAGACGUAAGCGAAGCGAAGAGUACAUGACUCUCCCAGAUGGACAGGAGGCGCAUUGGGAGGUUGUAGAGAGGAUACUGUUUAUAUAUGGAAAGCUGAAUCCCGGGCAAGGCUAUGUACAGGGUAUGAAUGAGAUCCUUGGUCCUAUUUACUACACAUUUGCAACAGACCCUGACGUCAAAUGUAAAGAAUAUGCUGAAGCAGAUUCCUUUUUCUGUUUUACUAAUCUCAUGUCAGAGAUAAGAGAUAACUUCUUGAAAACACUUGACUUUGACUCACAUUGUGGAAUAGGUAGUAUGAUGUCCAGACUUGUAGACAAAAUGAAGUCAAGUGAUGAACGUGUGUCCCAACGAUUACAAGAACUUGACCUUAAACCUCAGUAUUAUGCCUUCAGAUGGAUCACCCUUCUGUUGUCACAGGAGUUUCCUCUCCCAGAUGUUUUACGGAUAUGGGACUCAUUAUUUGCUGAUGAAGAACGGUUUGAUUUCCUCAUAAGUAUGUGCUGUGCAAUGCUCAUUCUUGUACGAGAUGAACUGAUCUCGGGAGACUUCCCUCACAGUAUGAAAUUGGUUCAGAACUAUCACAAGACGAAGAUAGACUUGCAGACAAUACUGUCCAAAGCUGUGGAAAUCAGAUAACAUUCCAGGUGGAGCAUACUCAUAUGAAGUGGUAUACUAAACUACUGUGAUAAAGAGAGGUUGGGAUAUUGCUGGUAAGGAUAAUGACUACAUCUGUACAGUCAACAACUGGUGCCAUGUCAUAGUGGAUAUUUCUGGGUCUAUACUGUCGACGACUGGUGCCACGUCAUAGUGGAUAUUUCUGGGUCUAUACUGUCGACGACUGGUGCCACGUCAUAGUGGAUAUUUCUGGGUCUAUACUGUCGACGACUGGUGCCACGUCAUAGUGGAUAUUUCUGGGUCUAUACUGUCGACGACUGGUGCCACGUCAUAGUGGAUAUUUCUGGGUCUAUACUGUCGACGACUGGUGCCACGUCAUAGUGGAUAUUUCUGGGUCUAUACUGUCGACGACUGGUGCCACGUCAUAGUGGAUAUUUCUGGGUCUAUACUGUCGACGACUGGUGCCACGUCAUAGUGGAUAUUUCUGGGUCUAUACUGUCGACGACUGGUGCCACGUCAUAGUGGAUAUUUCUGGGUCUAUACUGUUGACGACUGGUACCACAUCAUUGUAGAUAUUUCUGGGUAUCGGAUGUCAUUGACUGGUGCCACAUCAUUGUGGAUAUUUCUGGGUAUCGGAUGUCAUUGACUGGUGCCACAUCAUUGUGGAUAUUUCUGGGUAUCGGAUGUCAUCGACUGGUGCCACAUCAUUGUGGAUAUUUCUGGGUAUCGGAUGUAGUCGACUGGUACCACAUCGAAGUAGAUGUUUCCUCAACUUGUAUGGACAAGUAUUUGGCAGAACCUUGCAUCACAUUAUAAAAGCUUGUAUCUAAACGACCAAUGUUUGGGUAUAUGUGUGAAUUUAUAUGUUUUGGUUAAAAAGUAAUAUCAACACUAGAAUCCAGCAUUAAUCAGAAUCCGUACCGAUCGGUGAUGGAUGUUUGUAGGAAGUUUGUAUAGAGAUGUGAGUUACUUUAAAAUUAAAAGGUAUGGUGGACAAAAUGUAAUUCAGUUCUGUCAAGGCAGAAAAUCACAUAACAGUUACUGUGACAAUACAUAAAGUAUUUUGAUUAUUCUUACUUAAACAAGUGGAAUUUAAAUUAAUUAAGACUUUUUUUGUGUGGCAAUUUUGUCUAUAUUUUUUGAGAAAAAUUGGUGAAAUGAAAAGGAACUAAUUAUGUUCAGGCAGUAAAUUUUCAAAAUAUAGCAUAGAUAUUAUAAUAAUUUCAAUUGGAGAAGCCAAUAUUAGCCCUAUUACCUGUAGAAGGAAUCUAAUCCUCAUUGGAUAUUCAUUUCAGGCAAAAUCUAUUAUUUAAAUAUUUUCAACUGUACCCUUUUGUGAAGAUGGCAUAACUCAUUGUUAUACCCCUAUAAAAUAGUUUCUAUAUAAACUCUAUUGACAAAAAUGCCAAUAAAUGAACUGUUCGGUCGAGCGGUCCAAAGAACUGUUAAAAUCGACUGUUAAAAUGUGCUGUUGGACCGGAGUGACGUCACACCUACAAUUCGUGACGUCAAUGCGACGUCAAUCCUCUUAUCGUUUGGUAAACAAACAUAAUGGCGGAAGGCAGCACUCGAUUUGCGGAAGCAACAGAGGAUGAAAUUCAGAAGAUUUUGAACGACCCUGACAGCAAAAACACGAAAAACGUUAUCAGAACUGCUGAAAAUCUUCUACAUGAAUACUGUGAAGCAGUUGGAUGUACAGUUGGAUCGCCCCUUACCAAUGUUACAGUUGACGAAUUGUGUGAAAUCCUACGGAAGUUCUACUGCGCUGCAAGGAAAAAAGACGGCAGUAUUUAUGCUAAAAAUGUUUUGAGUCAAUGGGGUAUAACAAAACAGUUAUCGACUGGGUUUUCGGGCAACAAAUGAUUUGUUGGUCCCUCACACAAACUGUUGCCCUCGGCCUUCGGCCUCGGGCAACUGUUUGUCUUCAGGGUUUAACAAAUCAUCUGUUGCCCUCAACCCCAGUCAAGAACUGUAUACUGUUAUAAAAUACAUGCAUAUUAAUUUAAGAUUUGUAACACCAAGUCUGGUACAGUGUAUUUGCUACAUGAGUGUUAGAGAAAGUGUAAGAUUUUGACAGUGAACCCAAGAUAAGAAAUACUCCCAGACAGUAUAUGUUCCUAUAUACUUGUAAGUUACCUGGCUUAGUUUUUAAAAUAAGAACUCUUUACUUUUAUGUAUGUUUGGUGUUUGAGUUUAGUAUACACGUGUGGUUUCAGGAGUGAAUAAACAUGCAUUUAUUUAGGUUUAACGCUGUAUGGACAAUAUACAAGGUUAAUUGGUAAACAAACUUAAAAAUCACAAGAAUUUGUUCUAUCGAUUUUUAUAAUGUCACUUGCCUAUGCUGAAAUUAAUAAUAUAAUUAUCAGUGUCCCUCAAAUCAAUUUUGGAUAUAUGUGAAGCAGAGAUGUGUUGACCGGCUCGUUUGGGAUAUCUUUGUAGUUUCUUUGUGCCAGGGCGCUGAUGUGUGUCUCUCCUAAAAUAAGUCCUCACAACCAGACAAGUUUCUUCUUUAUUUUAAAACAUUUCCUUUGGGUUGGUAAGAGUGUAUGUGAAUAGAUGUUGAUGACCAGUUCAGUACUGGUUGUGAUGUACAAAUGUCUGUAUGUCAAGAUUGGUUUGGAUCUGUAAUAUCUUAUCUGCAUUUGUAUCUUUUCAAUUUAAGCAUUGUUAGCUCACCUGGCUCGAAGGGCUGGCAAGCUUAUGCCAUGGUGAAGUGUGCCAUCAGCAUUUGCUUUAAAUCACUACUAGUCAUAAAAUACUGAAUGAACCAAAUUUGGUCAGAAAAAUCCUUAGGGGAAGGGGAACAAAUUUUGCAUUAAUGAUGAUUCUAACCCCAAGGGGCCAGGGGGGCAGGGCCCAAUAGGGGAAAUAGAGGUAAUUCCUUUAAAUCACUACUAGUCAUAAAGUUAUGAAUGAAUUUCAACCCAAUUUAGUCAGAAGUAUCCUUGCAAUUUGGGGAAAGGGAACAGAUUUUUUAGAAAUCCAAUAUUUUUGCCAUGAUUACUGAAAUAUCCAGGUGUGUAAUACAGGCCCUCUGGACCUGUUGUUUAGAUAAUAUUUUUUUGAUUGUAAAGUAAGAUCUAGGCCAAAUGGUGCAACUUUUCUCUGAUUAUACUGAUGGUCCUUAGAUUUCACAAGUAUGCGAAUAGACAUUUGUAUAUCUAAAUUAGUGUCCUAAUACUGAUACAUACAAAUGUCUAUUCCGAAAGUCAUCCUGUAAAUUGUAACAAUAUACGGAAAACUAAAAUGCCAUUUCCAAUGGUUAACUUAUUACUGAUUAAUACAUUAUAUUAGAAUAUUACAUUAUUUACAUUAUAUUUUUAGAAGCCUUGGUUACUUUAGUGGGCUUAAUCACUAACACAUUCACAUUAAAUCUAGGCGAAAAUUUAUUGAAUUUUCAGCAUCACCCUAAUGCUUAAGUGUCUCGAAACCAUGACAUGUUGUAGUCAUUAAAACAUUGGAUCAUUAAUAAUCGCCGCUCUAGAUUCAUAUACAAAUUGAACAAUGGUAAACCAUGCAUGGUUAUUCUUCCAUAAAUCAUUUUCUAUGGCUAAUUCUAUGUUGAAUCUUUAAUGAAGUAGAAUUUUAUAUACAUGUAGUAGUUUUGUUAUAGGACUAACUGUCUGUUUAUCUUGUCUCCCUCAUGUUGAACAGCUAGUUGUCACAAUUCUAUGUGUAUGUACUAUACAAUAUGUACUUCCAAUACUGAUAAGAAUAUUUUCUGAAACUUUUAGUCACAGGAAAUAUACUCAGUGGCCAUGCUAUCAAUAAUUAGCACAAGAUGAUAUUAAGUUUCCUUUAUUAACAGGGUUCUUUUAUGUUUUUAAAUACAUUGUACUUAUUUUUUAAUAUAAUUACUUGGUUGUUUUUCAAACAUACUUGAAUUUAAAAAAAAAAAGAUUUCUUUUAUUUUUGUUACUUGCCUAUAAAAUGAUUUUAUAUACGUUUUACUUAGGGCAAUAGAUAUACAUGUAGAUGUAAGUAGGUAGUCGACAAGUAUCAGUUAUAAAUAGAUAUGAUAAUUCAGGACUAUUUUUAAACAUGUGUCAUAUAUGAAUACCCAGAAUAUUAUAUUUCAAAUCACACCACUGUUUUAAUUUUUGGAAAUGUGUUUAAUGUGUUAAGUUUAAAACUUUUUUAUAAUACUCUAACUACAUAAACACGAGCUCCAAUAAAAUGUGUAUUAACAUAUAUCAGUAAUCUUUGUGUCAUGAUAAUCAAAAAUACACAGUCCAUACAUUCUGGUUAAGACUGUCGACAAAUCCUGCCAUGUAUAAUUUAAGGUACUUAUUUAUAUAUAAUUAUGUUGUUAGAACACCCAGAGAGAUGUUACAAAUCAACAUAGAUCAAUAGAGAGAUGUUACAAAUCAACAUAGAUCAAUAGAGAGAUGUUACAAAUCAACAUAGAUCAAUAGAGAGAUGUUACAAAUCAUGUUGAGUAUCAAAGGACAUAUUUUUAGUGCACAGCACUUUCUUCUGGCAUUGUUUAAGCAUUUUAUUAUGUUCAGUACUUUAAUUCCUAUUUCGUUAUGACUAUUUUCUGACAUCCUUAAAAUUCCAGGGUUUAAUAUUUCAUGCUCGAUGUAAAGAUGAGAUAGCUAAGGAAGACUAUGACCCUUGUAUUUCAGAAAUAAUGUCCCGACUUUUGUCUCUAAGGCUAAGUAUUAAUUUGUAAGGCAGUUAUAUAUUUGUUUACCUUAUUGCACCAUCCCAAAUUAGAUGUUGUGCAUAUGGUGACUUUAGGUUGACAGCUGAGGGUUGGACAUAGCUUCUUGUGAUAUGUAACAUAUGGCAUUACACGCAAUACAAUUACAAUAUCUACAAGCCUGUACUUUUAAUCUACAAGUUUAAUAUCUACAAGUUUGUACUUUUGAUAUCUACAAGCUUGUAAGCUUGUACUUUUAAUAUCAACAAGCUUGUACUUUUGAUAUCUACAAGCUUGUACUUUUAAAAAUUGGGUAUAUAUGUACGUAGAUUAACAGUUUUAUUUACUCUACCUGUGGGAUCUAUAUUAAGGUACUAUUAGUACACAAUUAAGGGCCAGCUUCAUGACCGGAAUUAGUUAUUGGGAAGAAAUAAUCAAUUGAAGCAUUUGUACAUUAUAAUUAUUAUAAAGGAAUUUUUCAGUUGGUUUUUGUUUGCAAUUUAGAUUUAAAGAUGCUACAUCGCUGACAGGAUAUAGACUUUUGUUGGCAAUGUAGCACCUGUAAACACAAUUCAACCUUUAAGAUAAUACAUUCCAUUUGUCAAACGGUUUUCCAAGAUAAUGUUAUAAUGUUUUAAUUGUUAAUACUGUGCUUUUGUGACCCUACUACUUUAUGGGAAGUGUUGUUAUGAAUGUGGCCUGUUUUCAGUAUUGUUUUUGUUACUGACUUCAUGUUCUACGACUUUCAUCAAAAUUAUAUUUAAAUUAGCAACUUGCAAUUGGUAUGAUAAAAACAGCUUUAAAUAGCUGUCGUAACAGAUUAAAUCAAAUUUGUAGUGUCACUUACCAGAGUAUCAAUAAAGGUAAAUUUGUUCAAAGUAAAAGGUGCUAAGAUCAUAUUGUAUUUUCUGUACUUGAUAAUUGGGACAGAUUUACAGUAACUGUUUGGACAGUGUUUGACAUUUGGUAUGAUGAUCAAACCAAGAUGUUUUCUGUACAGUUACGGGUAUUUCACUAUUAGGGUUAAUCGGACUAAAUUGUAGAUGAUUGAUGGACCUUUAUUUGAUUGGUUUGCUUGUAAUCUGAUUAAGUAUGGAUGUAAGGUUUUAUCUUGUUUGUCGUGACAUGCCAUGAGUGUGCUCAAAGCAUCAUUAUUUCCUAGCCAGCAUUAUUUAAAUUUGAUAUAGCUGGCAAAUUAAUUUUAUUUCCCCAUUAUUUAAUUAUUUUGAGCAUGGUAAAAUACUCUGCACUCUGAUGUUAAAAAUGAUUUUACUUUGAAAUUGUUACAAUGUUAUUUAAUAAAAGUGUUUUUUGUAUAUUUCUGUAAAUAAAAUUAUCCAACAAUGUU
Messenger RNA from Pecten maximus, 7175 nucleotides. Its product is annotated as TBC1 domain family member 13-like. The record is from RefSeq and is a predicted model, not a curated record. NCBI's taxonomy places the organism in Eukaryota, Metazoa, Mollusca, Bivalvia, Pectinida, Pectinidae. The transcript is spliced from 15 exons. The coding region runs from base 34 to 1203 and encodes 389 amino acids. Gene Ontology annotation, molecular function: GTPase activator activity. Gene Ontology annotation, biological process: intracellular protein transport; activation of GTPase activity.